AGAUUUACAGCUUGUUCCUGCGAUCCUUCCAAACAUACUGCGGAUUGUGAAGAAGAAACUGGAAAAUGCUAUUGUCAACCCAGAUUUGAAGGGGAAAACUGUGACAAAUGCGCUAAGGGAUACUAUGAUCCUCCAGAGUGCAAACAAUGCGAAUGUGCUGUGAAUGGAACAGUUGGCGAAAUGUGUCUGCCCGAAAAUGGCCAAUGCCCAUGCAAACCCGGUUUUGGAGGAACAUUCUGUGAGACGUGUGAGCCUGGAUUUACGAAUGUAACAGCUGGAUGCAAGGAAUGCGUUUGCGACGAGACUGGCUCCGCCCACUCAAAUUGCUCUGCAACCACCGGGCAAUGCGUAUGCAAACCUUCCUUCACUGGAAAGAUGUGCGAUCAAUGCCAAGCUGGUUUCUACGGUUUCCCGAAUUGCACAUUCUGCAACUGCGACCCGCUCGGAACGGAAGGUGGUGUGUGUGAUCCACAUUCUGGACAAUGCAUGUGUAAAGAUGGUUUCUAUGAGUGCAACUGCUUGGGUGCUGGAGCAAAAGCCCUAGAGUGCGAUGCGGCUACUGGUCAAUGCCCAUGUUAUGCGAAUUUCACAGCUAGAACUUGUGACAAAUGUGCUGUAGGAUUCUACGAUUACCCUAACUGCAAGGCGUGCAGCUGCCUCAUCGAAGGAGCAAAAGGUCAGGCUUGCGAUAACAAGGGAAAUUGUUAUUGUAAAGGCAACUUUGAGGGAGAACGAUGUGAUCGUUGCAAACCAAAUUUCUACAAUUUCCCUGCUUGCGAAGAGUGCAACUGCCAUCCGGCUGGUGUUACCCUGGAUUUUGCUGGAUGUGACAAGGUCCAACCAGGAGAGUUGUGCUCUUGUCGAAAGAAUGUUGAUGGUAGGAUCUGCGACCAUUGUAAGCCAACUUUCUGGGAUCUGCAGUAUCAUAACCCCGAUGGAUGUGUCGGUGAGUUGAUUUUAUCCUGGAGGCAGCGACCAAACAAAAUUAGGUGCUCGGGUUUUCAAUGUGUUAAGAAAUUAGGGACCCUAACCAAGCAUCACCCAAGCGGCAGAAAAACAUUUUAGGA
Messenger RNA from Cylicostephanus goldi, 1067 nucleotides. The record is from the annotation of a GenBank genome assembly. NCBI's taxonomy places the organism in Eukaryota, Metazoa, Nematoda, Chromadorea, Rhabditida, Strongylidae.